Molecule: messenger RNA, 2806 nt
Organism: Nematostella vectensis (starlet sea anemone)
Lineage: Eukaryota; Metazoa; Cnidaria; Anthozoa; Actiniaria; Edwardsiidae
Product: L-gulonolactone oxidase
Exons: 13
Coding region: 188-1546 (452 amino acids)
Cellular component (GO): membrane
Molecular function (GO): D-arabinono-1,4-lactone oxidase activity; FAD binding
Source: RefSeq, a predicted model, not a curated record
UCUCUCGCUGUUCAAGUCUAUUCGCCAUGCCAUGCGAGGAGUUUGACUCGUUACUAUUCUUACCUCACUUACUCUUCUUCCAUAACGAAAGUCCUAGCCUUUUGUAAGCUCACGAAAUAUUUCCACUGGAAUUUGUAAAGAGCUACAAGACCUUUUAGCGCUCGAGCCUUACUUUCCUCCAUUCGACAUGUCAAGCUUGGAAGCAAAGAAGGUUUUGGCGCGAGGAAAAAAGGGACACCGGUUUACCAACUGGUCUACUACAUAUUCUUGCUCCCCUGAAUUAUACUUCGAGCCAGAAUCCACCGAUGAAAUACGGCAGAUUUUGCUAAUUGCAAAGGAGCUCCAUAAGCGUGUGCGUGUGGUAGGGUCUGGCUACUCCCCGUCUGAUCUUGCUUGUACCCCAGAGUAUAUGAUGAGUUUGAAGAAAUACAAAGCUGUUUUAGAGAUUGACCAGGAGAAACAGCAAGUAACAAUGCAAGCAGGGCUCACACUCACCGAGCUCCACACCGUGUUGGACAUUCAUGGACUUGGAUUCCCAAACCUUGGUGCAGUGUCGGGUAUCUCCUGUGCUGGGGUGAUCUCCACCUGUGUGCAUGGAACUGGGUUCAACUAUGGUCUCCUAGCAACACAUGUUUCAAGACUGGAUAUAAUGACGGCAAGUGGAGAAAUUAUCACCUGCAGUAGAAUGCAUAAUGAAGACAUCUUCAGAUCUGUCAUUUGUGGGAUGGGUUCAGUUGGUGUUAUUCUUUCCAUUACAUGGCAGUGUGAGAAGACCUUUAGUCUUUGCUUAAACAAGAAAUCCUUCUAUUUAAAUGAGAUGCUUGAGGACUUGGAGGCACAGCUUGUGUCCUGUGAUCACUUCAAGUUCUUUUGGUAUCCACACACUGACAAAGUUGUUGCAGAAUAUGCAAGUAGAACAACAAGGGGCCAUACUCCUCCACAGAAUAGCUGGUUUAGGGACAUGUUGAUUGGGUUUUAUUUGCUGGAGUUUCUUUACUGGUUAAGUAUUUUUAUCCCAGCUCUUGUGCCUCUGAUAAGCAAGUUGUAUUAUAUGAUAGCAACAUCGGGUAGCAAGGAGAGAAUUGACAGAAGCUACAAGAUUAUGAAUUUUAAUUGUUUGUUCAAGCAGUAUGUGACAGAAUGGUGUAUUCCAAGAAAUAAAGUUGCAGAUGUCUUGAGGACGUUACGAGAUUGGACUGAGAAAAGUGGAUACAAAGUCCAUUUUCCUGUUGAAGUUCGCUUUGUGAAGGCUGAUGAUUUCUAUCUGAGUCCAUGCUACAAGACUGAUUCCUGUUUCAUUAACAUCAUCUGCUACAGGCCAUACAACCAGUUUGUUGCCCAUGAUGCCUACUGGAGAUUCUACGAGAACCUGAUGGAUUCCGUUGGAGGCAAGCCUCACUGGGCUAAGGCUCAUAAUCUGUGUGCCGCUGACAUGGAAAAGAAGUACCCGAUGUUCAACAAAUACCGGGAAGUUUGCCAGAGGCUAGACCCACAAGGAAUCCUGAGGAAUUCAAAUGUAGACUGCACCAUUUUUGGUAAAACUUAAAAAGCAAGUGCACUGCACCAUUUUUGGUAAAACUGAAGAAGCAAGUGCUUCUUCAGUAGGUAGAAGCUGGGCUUAAACGGCAAAUGUUGGCAGCAUGUACAAGGCUGGUGCAUACUAUGGCGUAUGUGCAAGCACAAGCUCAAGAAAAUCAAGCACAGGUACGAAAGUCCAGGUAGUUUAGUUGCGCUGUCCACUUCCUAACCCUGGCCUAUGUGCGCUGUCCCUGACCCAGUGCGCAGAACAAUGCAAAUAAUAACUCAAACACAGUUUGCGCUAGCCUUAAUGUGCAAUGUUCAAUUGUGUUAUAGUGAGCAAUAGGGGAGUAAAUUGCAUAACGCUUGCCUCAUAGUAAGAACCAGCCUCAUUUCACAACGAGAGAAUAUUUGAAACAUAAUAAUAAUAAUAGGAUUGUACAAUCGUCCACAUAUUUGUCAAGAUAUAAUGCAGGUAUCUAGCAUAAUGCAUGUUAUAUAGAGCAUUUGUUUGAAGAAUGUUAUACAGAGCAUUUGUUUGAAGAAGCCAUUCGUAAAGCAUAAUCAAAACUCAGCUUAUAAUGCUGGUAUCGCAACGCUAGCCACAAGACAUAGUUUACCAACUAUUUCACAGCACCUCCAAACUUAGGAGGUUCAGACUUGUGCUAAGCAGUGUUGGCUGUAAUGGCCAUCAUUACCGCGGUAGUCUUUCUAUUUAUUAGUUUAUUUAAUUAUUAUUAAUUUUCUUCGUAUUUACUACCCUGCAUGCACUAUUUAGGAUGAUUUUAUUAUUUAAACAGAGAGAUGUGCGCAUUAGAAAGAUGUGCGUAGUAUUUAUUAUAUUUUUUGUAAACAUUCUCAGCGAGAAAAUCUCUCGCAGAAUUAUUUUUAAGACUAUAUAAUAGAGAGCAGAACUUAAUUCAAACAUCCUUUUUUUCUUGGUAGUUAGAGUAUAUUUUUACAUUUUGUCAGCCUGAAACAUAAUAAAAUCCACAACAAUUUAUAAAAACUGAUUACUUUUUAUGUACAAUUGUAGAAUUUAAUUGUCAAUAUAGCCUUGCCUAACGGUGAUUGGUUUAGGACAUCGUCCAUAGAAUACUCUGAGCAAAGUAACUUGAAAAAAAAAUAAUAAGAAAAAUAAAAUACUAGUAAGAUAUUGAGUUAUAAGUAAUAGUAAUAUUAAUGUUGCAGUUAUUUUAAAAAUUAUAGAUCAAGGAAGAAAAAGCACCGACGACAAGUAGAAAACCAAUGUAAAAGUGAUAAAAUAAAAAACGAAAUAUGCUACUUA